UAUUUUUCCCUUCAGUCUGAAUUCAUAUUUUUCGGAAACAGAAUAGGAAAUAUAUUCAAUUUCUUGAAAAUGUGGAAAAUUGUUUUACAUUUGGGAUCGCUUAUUUGUUCUAUGAACGCUUUAGACACAGUUUCCAUAACAGAUGCAACCAAAUGUUUUUUCAAUAAUAAUGGAACAUUAAUGACAAAGGCAAUAGGAGAAAUUUGGACGCAUUUGGGAGAUUCAGGAGAUAUAUGCGUGAAACAUGUUUGUGACAUGGAUAUUAAUGGAAUUGCUGUUGAAUCUAUUUUCCAUGAAUACUGCAAUCAUCAAUGUGAACAAGGCUUCCGCAUGGUUCACUUAAAAGGAGAAUGUUGUGGAGAAUGUGUACCGAAACGUUGUUCUUACAAAAAUCAAACCUACAAUAUUGGAGACAUUUGGAAAAGUAAUGACAGUUGCCUUUUUUAUGAGUGUGUCGAUGAUGAUGUUGGAACAAGAAUAAUUACAUUUAAAAAAUCUUGUCCUACUUUAAAGGAUUGUCCAACAAAAAAAGUCGUAUUCGAAGACUGUUGUCCAUUCUGCCUCAGGACUAAAUCUCAUGACUACGAAAAUGAUUCAGACGUAUUUAACAUUUUAGAUUUAAGUGAAAAAGAUCAUCAUAUGUCACGAGAUACCUAUUUAAAACAUCCAUGCCGAAGAGAAUGUGUUAAAAAUGCAGCACCGGAAAUUUGCAAUUACAAAUUCAUAGUUGAGUGGUAUGUGACGUUGAGCAAAGCUUGUUGGAAUUGUCCAUACAAUAAUACUGAUUGUUUUCGUCCGCAUUGCGUGUCAGCAGAUGGGUUUCGUCGUUCCAUCUUGGUUGUAAAUCGUAUGAUGCCAGGCCCAUUGAUUGACGUGUGUAAAGGUGAUACGAUUGUAGUGGAUGUUGAAAAUGAGUUGAUGGGUGAAUCAACGACCAUACAUUGGCAUGGAUUACAUCAGCGUGGUACUCCCUUUUUCGAUGGUGUACCACAAGUCACACAAUGUCCGAUUUUGCCACAAGCCACAUUUCGAUAUAAAUUCAAAGCAUUAAAUACGGGAACACACUGGUGGCAUUCUCAUGUCGGAACCCAACGUGGUGACGGAACUUUUGGAGCGCUAAUAAUUAGGGAACCUAUAGUUGAUUUACCAAAUAUUAUCAGAAAAGUAUUUGAUGAAAAUACGGAUGAGUUUCAUAUGAUUUUUCACGAUUGGGAUCACCGCGAAACAGUUCCUACUUUUAAUAUAUUUCAUCAUUCUAUGGGAGAUAAUAAACCACAAAAUAUUUUAAUUAAUGGGCAUGGCAGAUAUUCUGAACCAAAUUCAGAGCGAAAUAAGAUUGAUGAAAAUUCUCAGUCGGAUUUGAUGACAAAAGCGACCACAAUUGCACCAUAUGAAACAUUUAAUGUACAUGAAGGACUGAAAUAUCGUUUUCGUGUAAUCAAUGCUGGCUUUCUUAAUUGUCCUUUGGAACUUUCUGUUGAUAACCAUACAAUUUUAGUAAUAGGUUCUGACGGCCACUACAUUGAACCUGUUUGGGUCGAUUCAUUAGUUUCUUACGCCGGAGAAAGAUUCGAUUUUAUUUUAUAUAGCGACCAACCAAUUGGAAACUAUUGGAUUCGAGCUAAAGGACUGAUUGAUUGCGAUGAAAGAUUCACUAAAGCACAUCAAGGUGCCAUUCUUCACUACCAUGGAGCUGAAAAUAAAAUUCCAGAUGAAUUAUUGUCUUACAAUUAUAAGAGAACUGGUUUUCAAAUGAAUAGCUUAAACAGAGGUCCCGAUCAUCUUGAUUCAGUUGCAAUCGUUGAAACUACUUCGCUUGAACCAGAUACGCCAGAAUUAUUAUCUGAAAAAACAGAUUUUAAAUUUUAUGUUUACUAUGAUUUUUAUGAAAAGAACUUCCCACAAUUCAACCAUCCAGAAUUGUACAGUAUAAAGACGUCUUUAUUUGGAAAAAAUAAGUUUUUUGGCUCCCAAUUAAAUCGGAUCUCAAUGAAGUUGCCAUCAACACCACUUUUAAUUGGUCGUCAAUGGAAUGAUGAAAGUAAAUUUUGUAAUGAAUCCUCACUAGCUGAACAUAAUAUAAAUUGUGUAAAGGAUUUUUGUGGUUGCCUCCAUGUUUUACAAGUCCCACUGAAUAGCACCGUUGAAGUAAUACUGAUUGACGAAGGUUAUAAAUUUGAUGCAAAUCAUCCAUUUCAUCUGCACGGUCAUGAUUUUCGAGUAGUGGCAAUGGAAAGAGUUAAAUCAUCAGGAAUUUCAUUGGAAGAGGUCAAAAUGCUGGACAAAACAAAUAAAAUAAAACGAAGAUUGAAAGGCGCACCUAAAAAAGAUACAAUAACUGUUCCCGAUGGUGGUUACACCGUAAUUCGCUUUUUGGCAGAUAAUCCAGGAUUUUGGUUGUUUCAUUGUCACAUUGAUUUUCACGUUGAAGUUGGAAUGUCACUUAUAUUCAAGAUUGGCGACUACAACCAAAUGCAAUCAAUCCCUCGUGAUUUUCCAGUUUGCUCAAAUUAUGAUCAAUUAAAGAACCUGUCAAGUGAAAUGAUAGAUUCCAAUGAUGCUCCACACCAUAUGUUAAGUACAUAUUGUUGGAUUAUUUCAAUAAUAUAUAUUUCAAAUAUAUUCUCUUGAAAAAUUAAUUGAUUAUUCUACUGAUUGUAAAUACAUUGUCAAUACAAUGUAUCAUCGUUUGCAAAAAUAUCUUACUACUAUAAAAAACCAUAUUUGUAUUUAUAUUGUGCAUUUAUGUUGCUCUUCGUAAUGUAAAUGAAUAUUUGGCUUUUGUUUACUUAACUCUCAUUGGCUAGUCUUUAAAAAGAAUCGCGCAGAGUAAUCUAUAUGACAACAAAUUGAGCGUUACUCUUUACUCUUGAGUGCAUCACAGAUUCAACGAUCCAUUCGACCUAUGCGUGUGAAAGAAUGCGGAAAUGCGUUGACGAAACAACAAACUAAAACAAAUGCGGAUUGUAUUUUUCCGAUCGUACGCUUUAUUUUUUGUCUCGUUUUGAUUCACAGUGACAAACAUCCUAAGAAUAUGUGUUUUUUCUCUGUUUUGUGCAAAGCAUUUUACGUUUCGUGAGUGUUGUGAUAUAUGUUUCCUCCGUGUUGAAUCACAUAGCGAUAGCGAUUAGCCAACGAAUUAUACAAAUUAUCAAACACAUCUGUAAAUUGAAAGUGAAAUAUUGACAUUUUUUAAUAUUUUCCCUAUUUAUAACUUAAUUAAAAUAUACCUAGCCGUUGCCUCAAAUUUUCCCAUCGAUUGCGAACAUAUGUGUCCAUCGCAUCAUGUGUUCUUUGAAUCAAAGGCGGCCGAUCUUUUUCCAUUAGUGCCCAAAUAUCUUCAAUUAAAUUGAGAUCCGGGCUUUUUGGUGGAUGAUUGAGUAAAGGCACAUGUUUCGACUGUAAAUAUUCUCUUACUUUUCGAGCGGUAUGAAUCGGUGAAUUGUCAUGCAUGAAGAUAAUGUUUUCGAUGUCACCAAAUUGAGCUUUAAUAGAAGCAAUUUGUUGUCAUAUAGAUUACUCUGCGCGAUUGUUUACAAAAACUAGCCAAUGAGAGUUAAGUAAACAAAAGCCAAAUAUCCAUUUACAUUACAAAUAUGGUUUUUUAUAGUAGUUAGAUAUUUUUGCAAACGAUGAUACAGUGUACAAUGUACAUUGUAAAUGGUUAUUGAAAUGACCACAAAAUUUUCAAGAAUUUACCACUCAGAAAUAUGUUUGACCUAGUCGGAUUUUAGGUUUUGUUUGUUAUUACAUGUAUAGUGUUUAGGUAUCGAUUGUUAAACAAUUUUCAAAAAUAAAGAAAAU
Contarinia nasturtii (swede midge) is the source of this 3804-nucleotide messenger RNA. Its product is annotated as laccase-1-like. Gene Ontology annotation, molecular function: copper ion binding; protein binding; oxidoreductase activity. Gene Ontology annotation, cellular component: plasma membrane. NCBI's taxonomy places the organism in Eukaryota, Metazoa, Arthropoda, Insecta, Diptera, Cecidomyiidae. Gene Ontology annotation, biological process: iron ion transport. Bases 70 to 2631 code for a protein of 853 amino acids. The transcript is spliced from 12 exons. The record is from RefSeq and is a predicted model, not a curated record.